CCUGCCAGCUGGGAUUUUACAAAUCAGCCCCUGGGGACCAGCUGUGUGCAAAGUGCCCCUUGCACAGCCAUUCGGAGAGCCGGGCAGCCCGUGUCUGCCGCUGCGACAGCAGCUUCUACAGGGCAGUGCAGGACCCCCCCUCGGCCGCCUGCACGCGUCCCCCCUCUGCACCUGUGAACCUGAUCUCCAGUGUAAAUGGCACCUCAGUGACACUGGAGUGGGGCCCGCCCCUGGACAAGGGGGGACGCGCUGACAUUGUCUACAACGUGGUCUGCAGGCGCUGUGUGGGGGAUGCUGGCCCCUGUGAAGCGUGUGGCAGUGGGAUCCGCUUUGUGCCCCAGCAGAUGAGCUUGGUGCAGGGGGUGCUGACUGUGACCAACCUCCUGGCCCACACCAACUACUCCUUUUGGGUAGAGGCCGUCAACGGUGUGUCUGACCUCAGCCUGGAGUCCAGGAGAGCCGCAGUCGCCAACAUCACGACAAACCAGGCAGCCCCAUCCCAGGUGGUGGUGGUCCGUCAGGAGAGCACAGGCCAGAACAGCGUCACUUUGCUGUGGCAAGAGCCAGACCAGCCCAAUGGCAUCAUCCUGGAGUACGAGAUCAAGUACUAUGAGAAGGACAAGGAAAUGCAGAGCUAUUCGACUCUGAAAUCCAAGGGCACCACUGCCACCAUCUCUGGGCUCAAGCCUGCAACCCGCUACAUUUUCCAGGUUCGGGCUCGCACCUCUGCCGGCUGUGGGAGGUUCAGUCAGACUGUGGAGGUGGAAACAGGGAAACCAGUCUCUCUCCGGUACGACACAAUGACGAUUGUCUGGAUCUGCCUGACACUCAUCACUGGCCUUGUUGCAUUGCUGGUGGUCCUAAUCUGCAAGAAGAGGCACUGCGGGUACAGCAAGGCUUUCCAGGACUCCGAUGAGGAGAAGAUGCAUUAUCAGAAUGGGCAAGUGAAGUUUCCUGAGUCCAAGUUCUAUGUGGACCCCCACACAUAUGAGGACCCCUGCCAAGCCGUGCAUGAGUUCACCCGUGAAAUCGAGGCCUCCCGGAUCAAGAUUGAGAAGGUCAUUGGGUCCGGGGAGUCCGGAGAGGUGUGCUACGGCCGCCUGAAGCUGCCAGGGAAGAGGGAGAUUCCUGUGGCCAUCAAGGCACUGAAAGCAGGCUACACAGAGAAGCAGAGACGAGACUUCCUGAGUGAAGCCAGCAUCAUGGCACAGUUUGACCACCCCAACGUCAUCCAUCUGGAGGGGGUGGUGACCAGGAGCAAAUUGGUAAUGAUUGUUACUGAAUACAUGGAGAACGGCUCGCUAGACACCUUCCUCAGGAAAAACGAUGGGCAGUUCACUAUCAUCCAGCUGGUGGGCAUGUUGCGCGGCAUCGGAGCGGGCAUGAGGUAUCUGUCUGAUCUGGGCUAUGUGCACCGGGACCUGGCUGCCCGCAACAUACUGGUGAACAGUAACCUGGUCUGCAAAGUGUCUGACUUUGGGCUCUCCCGCAUCCUGGAGGAUGACCCCGAUGCUGCAUACACCACCACGGGGGGGAAGAUCCCCAUUCGCUGGACGGCUCCAGAGGCCAUCGCAUACCGCAAGUUCUCCUCAGCCAGUGAUGUGUGGAGCUACGGCAUUGUCAUGUGGGAAGUGCUGGCCUACGGCGAGCGCCCAUACUGGAACAUGACCAACCGGGAC
This is a messenger RNA of Antrostomus carolinensis (chuck-will's-widow), 1679 nucleotides long. RefSeq names its product ephrin type-A receptor 8. The annotation marks the transcript as partial. Lineage: Eukaryota; Metazoa; Chordata; Aves; Caprimulgiformes; Caprimulgidae. Gene Ontology annotation, molecular function: ATP binding; protein binding; transmembrane-ephrin receptor activity. The transcript has 11 exons. Gene Ontology annotation, cellular component: plasma membrane; dendrite. The record is from RefSeq and is a predicted model, not a curated record. Gene Ontology annotation, biological process: axon guidance; ephrin receptor signaling pathway; protein phosphorylation.